CUUGGGGGUGGUGGGGGAGACUGAGCUGUAUGGCUUUUCUCUCCUGCAAUCUUUCAACCUGCGGGUAUCUCUCAGACAGACAGUCAGACAGAGAGACUGCUGGCGCCCGGAGUCUGGCUGCUGUCAAUGGGCGGCUGAGAAAGUCCAUUGCCGCUUGCAAAUGUUAUUCCGCCUGGUUUAAGGAGACCACUUCUACAGAGCUCGGGGGCAGACUGAGACUAGCUGGCUCACCCCUGCUGACAGCCAGCACGCAGUACGUGCCGAGUGGUCUCCAUUCGGACUGUGACCAUUCCGGCAGCAUUGACCCCUGCUAUCCUAGCACCAAACUCUAUUUUUUUUUAAAAUAAGGCACCAGUUUCCAGUUCAAAUCAUUCAGCUGGACCUUUGAGAAGUCGAGCUGUUCUGUGUGUGUUUGUGUGUGUGUGUGUGGUUAACCAAAAUGUGAUAUUGCAAAGAUCAAAGAUUAACUUAUAAAGUACACCUUAUCUGUGUGAAACUUUAGACCAAUUUUAUUCCGCGUUCUGUGCCCUUGUAUGGCAGGGGCUGUGGGUUCUGCUGUUUUGGGAGGAGAGAGGAAGCCUUUCAUUCAGAGAGGGUGAAGACACUGGGCGGAACUACAGCGAGUCACUCCAGUCCCUGUCACUCUGUCCGUCUCUCCCAGGCAGGCACAGCCCGGGACUGAGCGCCUCUCCGGGAAGAUGGUCACCUAUACAGUGACGGUGGCCACAGGGAGCCAGUGGUUUGCAGGCACGGAUGACUAUGUUUACCUGACCCUGCUGGGAACUGAAGGUUGCAGCGAGAAAACCCUUUUGGAUAAACCCCUCUACAAUGACUUCGAGCGAGGAGCGGUACAAUUCUUCAAAAUUAAAUCAAGUAGACUCGUAUGAUAUGACAGUGACCAAUGAUAUUGGCGAAAUCCUGUUGGUGAAGAUUGAGAAGCGUAAAUACUGGGUGCAAGAUGACUGGUAUUGUAAAUACAUCACUGUAAAAACUCCCAAUGGUGAUUACAUGGAGUUCCCAUGUUAUCGAUGGAUUACUGAUCACAAGGAAAUCGAGCUACGGGAUGGACACGGCGUGUUUGAUCCAGGCAACCACAUCAUUUGUGAAUCGAGCAAAAGAGUGGAGGUGUCCAAAGGACAUGAACCCAAGUUGAUACAAGGUAGCAAGGCCAGAGGAAAUAGUGAAUCGUGA
Molecule: messenger RNA, 1191 nt
Organism: Chiloscyllium plagiosum (whitespotted bambooshark)
Lineage: Eukaryota; Metazoa; Chordata; Chondrichthyes; Orectolobiformes; Hemiscylliidae
Source: RefSeq, a predicted model, not a curated record